This is a messenger RNA of Aspergillus puulaauensis, 1218 nucleotides long. Its product is annotated as cobalamin-independent methionine synthase II family protein. The transcript is spliced from 3 exons. Gene Ontology annotation, molecular function: zinc ion binding; 5-methyltetrahydropteroyltriglutamate-homocysteine S-methyltransferase activity. The record is from RefSeq and is a predicted model, not a curated record. Lineage: Eukaryota; Fungi; Ascomycota; Eurotiomycetes; Eurotiales; Aspergillaceae. The coding region runs from base 1 to 1218 and encodes 405 amino acids.
AUGUCUUCCCACGCCCCAUCCAACCAGCCAUUCCGUGCCGAGCAUGUCGGGUCAUUUCUGCGGCCUGAUGAAUUGUUGCAAGUUCGACAUGCAUGGAACGACAAGAAGGCUACCGAUGCCAGCCUGAAAAUGGCCGAGGAUAAGGCCGUGGACCAAAUUGUCAAGCUGCAGCAAGACCUAGGCUUCCAUGGUAUCAACGAUGGGGAAUAUCGUCGUCAUAUGUUUUGGGGCACGUUUUGGUCCAAUCUUGAUGGCAUGACAGAGGUUGUCGGGCCGGACCCAGAGAUCUUUCGCUCUUACAUCCCUGAUGUUGCCGCUUUUUUAGAGAAAAAUCAUAAGCCGGGCGAGGCAGUUAUCUGCACGGGCAAGAUUAAGUACAACCCGAAGGCAUCCAAGGCGCAUAUCAAGCAGUUGCAGUACCUUCAAAGGAUCCUACCAGCGGAAAACCACAACGACAUUAAACUCACUAUUCCGGCACCGAAUUGGUACCAUCUGCGCUACAAGGAAGGCCAAGCCUAUCCAAAGGACGUAUAUCCGACUGAUAACGAAUACUUUGCGGACGUUAUCACGGUAUUUCAGAAGGAAUUGCAAGUCCUUUAUGAUCAUGGCUUAAGAAACGUCCAGAUUGACGACCCAAAUAUCUGCUACUUCUGUAAUUCGAAGAUGGUUGAAGAUUUUGACAAUGACUCUCUGAACACGAUCAAGGCGGAUGGGCUCUUCGACAAAUAUAUCGACGUCUACAACCAAAUCAUGGAGAAGGCUCCCAAGGGCCUAUCCGUUGGCGUCCACCUCUGCCGUGGCAAUUUUGUCAAGUCGCGCCAUUUCACUGAAGGUUCAUACAAUCGGAUCGCGGUCCGACUGCUCCAGAAUUUAAAGGUCCCUAUCCUUUAUCUCGAGUUCGACACAGAGCGGGCAGGAGGGUUUGAGCCUCUACAGCACCUCCCCGCCGAUAAACACCUCAUCUUAGGCGUCGUUAGCAGCAAGUAUCCGAAACUGGAGGAUGUCAACGAUACAGUAGCCAGGGUCGAAGAGGCGGCCCGGUAUAUUGCGAAUGGUACCGGCCGGAGCGAGAAGGAGGCCCUCAGUCAGCUUUCUGUAAGCCCACAGUGUGGGUUCGCCAGCCAUAGCAGCGGUAAUGCCGUGACCUGGGAUGACAUGGUGGCUAAGCUGAAGCUUGUGAAGCAAGUCGCUGAGAAGAUCUGGCCCGGAGAGCUUUAG